UAUUUUCUCUAAAACGGUUAGGGAUUAAGAAAUAAAACCUUUUGAGGUUAUAAAGGGGCCAAUUUACUGUUAUUAAAUCUCCAAAUUACUACCAAAGGAUUAUUAAUGUCAUCUAAAACGGCCUUUUAAAUAAUUUCGAAAUAACCUUGUCCUUAAAUUGAAGCGAUAAAUUCAAGUUUUUCUAACGAUUCAUUAAAUUAUAGAGCUGUUAUUUAUCUCUCAAUUGCGGAUAUGAGUGCUUUUUUACACCUAGAAAAUUGACAAUACAUUCCAACAAUACCUAAAACGAUUGAAUACAUCGUACAUUGAUUUAUUAAAAAAAUUAUUUCUACAAUUUAAGUAUCAAUUAUUUUCUGAUUCAAAAAAAAUAAAGAGUUUCUUGAUGUUUGUCAAAAUGGUUUAAAUCGAUUCGAAACAUAAUUAUAUUAUAAUGACAAAACAAGUCAAAAGAAUUAAAAUGGAUGUUUAUCAGAAUAUUUAAAGGAUUUAGAUUACUCUACUCAAUUACAAACAACUCGAGAACACUUAACGAUGCUGAUUUUAUUUAAUAAAUGAUUUGGAUGUCUUUUGGAAAUCUUAUUGGUGCAUGUCAAAAUAGUUUAUAUCUAUGAGUUACAUCAUCUUAUUACUUGACAAGGAUGAACAACAAUAAUUCACUAUGAAAUAAAUCAAGAUUUUUAUAUGAAACAUUGUCAUAUGAUAGAGCUUAACUCCACGCUCAAUGAAACUAUUGUAAAAGAUUUUUUGUUGGUUUAGAUAUCAUAAUAAAUGAUGAUCUUUUCAAAUACAAAAAGAAAUAUUAUUUGAAGUAAUUAAUUGAAAAAUAAAUAUGAUUUGCCGGUGAAAUCCGUGUUGUUUAUCAGUGUUUGGGGCAGGGCAUCCAUAUCUUAGGUCAUAGGGCAUCAGUCGCACUCUAUACGUGAGGCGCUCUCAUUACAGAAGGAUCUUGGCAAACUUCGUUCAGUAGUUGAGUUUGUAACAUCACAGACAGAAGAAAUCUUCCAAAAAAUGGCGGUAAAAAAAAAAGAUGUUCAUCUACCACGAUUAGAAUCCGUGGAAAGAAUAACACAGUUCCCAAUCGUUGAAUCUGGCUGGAAAUACGCCGAAAAUAUUUAUAAAAGAAUUAAGAAUUCUAACAAUUUGUUCCAAUGGACUCUCGACACGGCCGAGAAUUCCAUUUAUGGAUUUAUAGACUCAGCUUCUCCUGCGGUUUUUUUUAUUGAGGGACCUUUAUCAACUGUUGACAAAGUCCUUUGUAAAAGCUUGGAUAUCGUCGAACAAAGAGUACCAUCGAUAAAUCUUCCACCACAACUGAUUUAUUACAACACCAAACGUUAUGUAACCGAUGUGAGUGGAAGAAUUGUAAAGCCAGUCUUAAAACGUACCAAUUCAGUUAAACAAAUUGGAAACGCCGUUUUAUCCAGCAAAUACACCGCAUUUGCCGCUGAUAAAUUAGAUGGGGCUCUCAACGUUGCUGAUAAAUAUGUGGAUAAAUACCUUCCUGCUGAUACAACAGAUGGACAAUUAAAUGACGAUGUCUCAUCUAAAAAAUAUCCCGAUGGCCCAACUAAUAAAGCAAUUCAAACGAUUGUUCAUACGGCAAGAUUUUCAAGAAAACUUCGACGUCGAUUAACAAGUAGAACUUUGGCGGAAGCGCGAGCUUUAAAAGAACAAAGCGCCGAGGCAAUUCACGUUUUAGCUUACGUAGCUGAAUUAGUUUACACAGAUCCAAAAUUGGCGAUACAAAAAGGAAAAGAACUUUGGGCUACAUUAAGCAAAGAUGAACCCGAAAAUCAAGCACGACCAGAAACGUUAGAACAACUAAUCGUAAUGUUAACGAGAGAAUCAGCUCGAAGAAUCGUUCAUUUCGUUAAUUUCACAAGCGCGGGUGUUAGUAAACUUCCAAGACAAGGCACAAGAUAUAUAAGAAGCGUUACAAAGAAAUGCAUCGAAGUUGUUAAUUCUUUAUUAAAAACGGUUCAUUUAGAAGGAGUUGGCUUGGCAGUGUUUGAUAGAGCUGUUUUAAGAGCGCGUAGUUUUACGGAAAUUUUAAAACAACUUAAUACUGUUGUUACUGACGUCUUGGAACAAUUAGCGGUUGUUUUGGCACAACAAGUUAAAACUAAAGAAACAGAAAAAUCGGUUCAAAAUCAACCACAAAGUAAAAUUAUCCCGCAAACAACCGUUACAAACACCACGACGAAUAAAACAUACGAAAUUCGACAACAAUUUGAAACUUUACAACCACCUGUUUCACCAAAAAGUUUUAAAGCUACUCAUAAUAGGCAGGUUGCUAAUGGUGUUGAAACUGUGGCUGCAUCUUAAAAUCAUCUUUAUUUAUGAAUAUAUUUAAUUAAUAAGGAGGGAUUUUCUUUUUAAUGAAAGUGUAUCGAGUUUAUUAAAA
This is a messenger RNA of Onthophagus taurus, 2404 nucleotides long. RefSeq names its product lipid storage droplets surface-binding protein 1. Gene Ontology annotation, cellular component: lipid droplet; cytosol. NCBI's taxonomy places the organism in Eukaryota, Metazoa, Arthropoda, Insecta, Coleoptera, Scarabaeidae. Gene Ontology annotation, biological process: lipid storage; positive regulation of triglyceride storage. The record is from RefSeq and is a predicted model, not a curated record.